GGGACAGGCGAGCUCGGUAGUCCCGCCCCCGGUUAUGCUGGACGCCAGCGACCCAUCCGCCCGCAAGGAUUUGAAACCGUUUGGCUGUGGCGGCGGGGCGGCGGCGGCCGAGUGGACGGCUUGCUGGUGGGGGCUCCAGAAAGGAUUGUGGAAAUGGAAAGUGAAGAAGAAAAAUGGGAGAAGCUGGAUGCAGAAUUUGAUCACUUUGUGGUAGAUAUGAAGCCCUUUGUUCUAAAAUUACCCCACAGGUCAGAACGGCAGCGGUGUGCUCUUUGGAUCAGAAAGCUGUGUGAGCCCUCAGGAACAGGUGCAGGACUCAUGGGUAGGAAGAAUCGGAACCUGUACGCAAAGCUGUUACUGCAUAUGCUUAGGCGAGGAGUACUUGAAGGCCCUUUUACACACCGUCCUGAGCCAGGAAUACUAAAAACAUUACCAUCAUAUAUGUCCAUCUAUUUUGAUGAACCAAAUCCAGCACAACCAAAAAGUUCAAGCCCAGAGAAAUUACCUGACUGGGUAAUGGGUGAGCUGGAGACAGGUGAACACAGAUUAAAUGAAUCAUGGCAGUUUUCUUCUGGAGAAGAGAACACGAUGCUGUCGGCAAGUGAUGUCCACAGUAGAGAACAGUGCACUGAAAAGCUUCGAACGAGGUCCCAUUCCAUGAGUCCAACUUAUCGAGAAGACAGACAACAUAUUCCUUCAAAGAUCUGCGAAAUUCAUUCAAAAAAGUCUCCAAUUUCUUUGGAUGAGAGUGACAUUGAUGCUCGCCUGAAUAGUUGGAAUCUUGGGAUAGAAAAUCCUCGGUACCUGAGACAGAAGCCUCUUCCAGUUUCUCUGAUAACUCCAAAGGUCAGCCUGAGAAAGUCUAGCAGUCUUCAUGAUGAUCAUUUUCUUUCUCGAAUGCAUGAGAAAGAGUUGGACAUGAAAACAAAAAUGAUGGAAGCAAAGUUUUAUGAAGAAAAACUUAAGCUGCAACAGAAACAUGAUGCUGAUGUGCAGAAGAUUUUAGAAAGAAAGAAUAAUGAAAUCGAAGAUUUGAAAAUCUUAUACAAAAAGAAACAAACUGAAACUGAGGAGACUAUAAGAAAACUUGAAAAGAAAGUUCAGAUCCUUAUACGUGACUGUCAAGUUAUCAGAGAAACUAAAGAAAACCAGAUAACAGAGCUGAAGAAGAUGUGCGAGCAAAGCACAGAAUCUCUGAAUAAUGAUUGGGAAAAAAAGCUCCACAAUGCUGUAGCAGAAAUGGAAAAGGAAAAAUUUGAGCUUCAAAAGCAACAUACUGAGACUAUUCAGGAAUUGCUGGAGGAUACAAAUGUGCGUCUGAAUAAGAUGGAGGGUGAAUACAUGGUGCAGACACAGUCCACAAACCACAUGAUCAAAGAACUGGAGGGCCGCGUCCAGCAGCUGACGGGGGAAGCAGAGAACAGCAACUUACAAAGGCAGAAAUUGACUCAAGAAAAACUGGAGCUUGAAAGAUGUUACCAGAUGACAUGUAGUGAAUUACAGGAGCUGAAGACGAGGCGUAACAUACUACAUAAAGAGAAAGAACAUCUUGUAAAUGAUUAUGAGCAAAAUGUGAAAUUAUUAAAAACCAAAUACGAUUCUGACAUAAACCUCCUGAAACAAGAGCACGCGCUUUCAGCUUCUAAGACAUCUGGAGUGAUUGAAGAUCUGGAACAGAACAUCUGUCAGUUAAAGCAGCAGAUCCAGGAGUUAGAGCUUCAGAGGAAACAGCAAGAAAAGGAUCAAGAAAAUAAGUUUCACAUGGAAAGGAACCAUUUAAAACACACCUAUGAGAAAAAGGUUCAUGAAUUGCAAAGUGAACUUGAUAAAGAGAAAGAAGAUGCUCAGAGGAAGAUCCAUAAAUUUGAGGAAGCUUUGAAGGAGAAGGAAGAGCAGCUCAGCCGAGUGACUGAGGUUCAGAGGGCUCAGGCCCAGCAGGCGGAUGCUGCCCUGGAGGAGUUUAAGCGGCAGGUGGAAGUGAACUCUGAGAAGAUCUAUGCUGAGAUGAAAGAGCAGAUGGAAAAGGUAGAAGCAGACCUAACUAGAUCCAAGUGUCUUCGUGAGAAGCAGUCCAAGGAGUUUCUAUGGCAGCUAGAAGAUGUCAAGCAGAGAUAUGAACAGCAGAUAGUAGAGCUGAAGCUGGAGCAUGAACAGGAGAAGACGCACCUAUUACAGCAGCAUAACGCAGAGAAGGAUAGCCUAGUCCGAGACCAUGAACGGGAAAUUGAAAACCUGGAGAAACAGCUUCGCGCUGCCAAUAUGGAGCACGAAAAUCAAAUUCAAGAGUCCAAGAAACGAGAUGCACAGAUCAUUGCUGACAUGGAGGCCCAGGUUCAUAAGCUGAGGGGAGAGCUGAUCAAUGUGAAUUCUCAGAGGAAACAGCAGCUGGUAGAACUGGGUCUUCUUCGAGAGGAAGAAAAGCAGAGGGCUGCGAGGGACCACGAGACCGCUGUCAACAAGCUGAAGGCUGAAUCGGAAAGGGCGAAAAUGGAGCUGAAAAAGACGCACGCUGCCGAGACCGAGAUGACCCUGGAGAAGGCCAACAGCAGGCUGAAGCAGAUCGAGAAGGAAUACACUCUGAAGCUUGCCAAAUCUUCCCAGGAAAGACAGCUAAGGCCAGUGUUUCUCACCCACUGCGUCCCGCUCACAGAGCUUCAUGAUCAUAGCAGAACUUCAGACAACCAUUUCCUCUCUGAAAGAAGAGAGCGGUCGGCAGCAGCUUGCUGCAGAAAGGCGGCUCCAGGAUGUUAUACAAAAGUUUGAAGAUGAGAAGCAGCAGCUGAUUAGAGAUAAUGACCAAGCAAUCAAGGUGACCAAGAAACUGUUUCGCACAAAGAAAACUGUCAUUUAGCUGUUUGUUCUUCAGCUCCUUGAAGAUGAACUUGCGGAAGUAAGACAGUAUAUUGGUCAACAGAGAAGAAAAUAAUAGCUUCGGAACAACAUGAAAGCAGAAAUACUGGGGAGAUGUUUGCAGUUGACUGCCCUCUGCCAGCUCCUGUGUCUAGUGGCUGCCAUUUCACCUGACCCAACCAGGCUCUGCACUCUCACUGGCACUGGUGUCUCUCUGAGAACGCAGCUAAUAUAGUCAUGCUUUGGGCUUCCAGAGGAAUUAGGCAGCCCAUUUGCUCCUCCUCUACAAUGGUCCCUUUGAACUUCAUAACCCUUAACCAUAUUGCUCACAUAUGGAGUGGCCAAGAGUCUGAGACACAUGGAGGCCAAACCAAAUAUGAAAGACUACCUUUGACUCAAGCAGCUGCUAAGCUGCAAGCCUUGCUUGAAGGAUUGAGAUGUGGUAGUAAUUCCAGCCCACGUCCCCAGGAAAGCAGUCAUGACACUGAAUGACCACAGGCACAGUUAGCACCAGCAGCACAGGUGUGUGUGUCCCAGCACUGCUCUGAAGCUGUGAUCUGCAUUAUCUCCAGCCUGUAGCUCACCAUUCUGAUCACAGUGGAAGCUUUUAGGAGGUAUGGCAUGCAUAACCCCAACAAGACCUUUAGUAUGGAUAGCAUCAGGGCAAACAUUUGUGGCAGAUCUUCAGGGUUCAGAUCCAAUUCCAAUUAAUGUUCUUAUCACUGGCAGCCAUGCCUGGGAAGAUGUAUCCACCACUAAGGUAGACUUUCCCCCAAACCAGCUGGCCAUGCUCACUAUAGAUCCAGGCAGAGAGGUGGUUGAAGCCCAAGGCUGAAACAGGGUCUGCUACCCUGCCUCUGCAUAUGCCAGGACCCAUUUGGUCUUCUCUCUAGUAAAUGUGGAAGAAGGAAGGAAGGAAGGAAGGAAGGAAGGAAGGAAGGAAGGAAGGAAGGAAGGAAGGAAGGAAGGAAAAGAAGGAAGGAAAAGUAGUCACAUGCUCACUCUACUCUAUCAGGCCCAAGAAGCAGAGUACCCCUGUCUUCACAUCGUCACAGCUGUGUACUAGACGCCUGGAGGAGGAACCGGCCAUCAGGAUGGGAGGAUUUCUGUAAGAAUGUGAACUCAAGUGUGGUUUAUAAGCACAGCACUUCCUUUAAAGCCAUUUUCUAGCCU
Molecule: messenger RNA, 4023 nt
Organism: Peromyscus maniculatus bairdii (prairie deer mouse)
Lineage: Eukaryota; Metazoa; Chordata; Mammalia; Rodentia; Cricetidae
Source: RefSeq, a predicted model, not a curated record